Messenger RNA from Annulohypoxylon truncatum, 2647 nucleotides. RefSeq names its product mitochondrial carrier. Gene Ontology annotation, molecular function: L-glutamate transmembrane transporter activity; calcium ion binding; L-aspartate transmembrane transporter activity. The record is from RefSeq and is a predicted model, not a curated record. The coding region runs from base 209 to 2317 and encodes 702 amino acids. Lineage: Eukaryota; Fungi; Ascomycota; Sordariomycetes; Xylariales; Hypoxylaceae. The transcript has 4 exons. Gene Ontology annotation, biological process: malate-aspartate shuttle; L-glutamate transmembrane transport; aspartate transmembrane transport.
UACUCUAGCCUUCCAAGUUCCGUCUAGUAACCCUGUCGACGGGAUCCCGAGGUUCCCCGAGUUCACGCGCUAUUCACUCCUGCAUCGGCGUUCCUUAACCGAACGAUCGUGAAUAUUACUCAAAAAGUUGGUCAAUUCGCUUCCCUUUGUCCGCGCUUCACAAUAACCGAGACGCCCACCUUUAACGUCGCAAAUCGACCACGCCAAAAUGUCGACCUCUACGACUGUGAAGGAAGCGGUUAAGGAGAGCCUCCUGGGCUCCGAGGAGCCUGCUAAGUUGUCUUCUUCGCAUCGCGCUUCAUUUUUAAACAAUGCAAUCAAGGAUGAGCAAACCGGGGAGUUAUACAUGGGACCUGAGGAAUUCAUCUCAGCCAUUGCGCCACCUGAACAAGACUACCACAAGAUCGGUCGUGACCAGUAUGGUCUCCUCUUUCGUGUAGCUGACCGUCGAGGGACUGGUAAGAUAACAAUUGGCGAUUGGGCGGCCUUCGAGAACCUCCUGACGAAACCCGAUGCCGAAUACGAGAUCGCAUUCCGUCUUUUUGAUAUCGGCCGUACCGGGAUUGUCAAGUAUGACGACUUCAAACGACUCUACGAGCAAAACAAGGGACCCGACAGUAUUCCAUUUGACUGGGAUUGUGAGUGGGCAAAGCUGUACAUUGGGGACAAGUACAAGAGACAUGUCCUCUCUUACCCAGAAUUCUCCCAGAUGCUCCGUGGUCUCCAGGGCGAGAGAAUCAGGCAAGCGUUCCAACGUUUCGAUAGGGAUAAGGAUGGUUAUAUCGAACCAGAGGACUUUGCGAGAAUUAUUCUAGAGACGGCGAAGCACAAGUUAUCUGACCACUUGUUGGAUAAUUUGACAACAUUGUGCAAUGUCUCCGCCAGCAGCAGGAUAUCGUAUGCCAAUGUCCGAGCUUUCCAGAACAUGAUAAUGGAGAUGGAUUUGGUGGAGCUCAUCAUUCGCAAGGCUUGUCAGAAGAGCGCCGAUGGGAAGAUUACGAGAACGGAGUUCUUGAACGAGGCUGCCAAAGUUACUCGAUUCUCUUUGUUCACCCCUAUGGAAGCAGACAUCCUCUUCCACUUCGCCAGCUUAGACGAACCAUCAGGCCGAUUAGGUCUCUCAGACUUCGCCAAAGUCCUGGAUCCUUCAUGGAGAUACCGCGGUGUUGCCGAAGAAGCCGCAGCCCGCCGAGCCCAAGGAAAGACCAAGUCUGUAACACAGGGUAUUCUGAAUCGGGUUGUUGAGUCGGCGUACAACUUUGUCCUAGGAAGUAUGGCAGGUGCUUUUGGCGCCUUCAUGGUGUAUCCUAUCGACCUGGUCAAGACACGAAUGCAGAACCAGCGAGGUGCCGAUCCGGGACAACGCCUUUACAAAAACUCAGUUGAUUGUUUUAGAAAAGUCGUUACGAAUGAAGGUUUCCGUGGUUUAUAUUCGGGAGUCUUGCCCCAGCUGGUUGGUGUCGCACCAGAAAAGGCCAUCAAGCUUACGGUGAAUGAUCUUGUUCGAGGUUGGUUCACAGACCCUAAAACAGGUCAUAUUUCGUGGGAAUAUGAAGUGUUGGCCGGUGGUAGUGCUGGUGGUUGCCAAGUUGUCUUCACCAAUCCUCUUGAGAUUGUUAAGAUUCGACUACAAGUUCAGGGAGAAGUUGCGAAAGCUACUGAAGGCGCCCAGAAGCGCUCUGCGAUGUGGAUCGUUAAGAACUUGGGUCUCGCAGGCCUUUACAAGGGUGCCUCUGCAUGCUUACUCCGCGACGUUCCUUUCUCGGCCAUCUACUUCCCCACGUACAGCCAUCUCAAGAAAGAUUUCUUUGGAGAGUCCCCAACCAAGAAGCUUGGCGUCGUCCAGCUUCUCACAGCCGGUGCCAUAGCUGGUAUGCCCGCUGCAUACCUUACCACUCCGUGCGAUGUGAUCAAGACCCGUCUGCAGGUCGAAGCACGUAAGGGUGACACAAACUACACCGGUCUCCGACACGCCGCAACCACGAUUAUGAAGGAAGAAGGUUUCCGAGCUUUCUUCAAAGGCGGACCGGCCCGUAUCCUUCGAUCAUCCCCGCAAUUUGGCUUUACGCUUGCGGCGUACGAAGUUCUUCAGAGCGUCCUGCCAUUCCCCGGCAAGGCAAAGCAGGAACAGAUUCACACCGGUGUCGCGGACGUUGUUGAUACGAUCAAGGAGAAGGACGUCGCAUCGCCUCACGCUCGUAGCCGAAAUGCUUUGAAGAUGAUCCUCGAUCUCGAUGAGAAUUUCGGUCGCGUCAAGCUUCCAGAACACCAGACCUGGAAGGCAGUGCCGAAGCUCCUCGGUGGCGGAAAAUCAUGAUGUUCCAAUAGAGAGGACCUUACAUAGUCCUCAUUCCCUUCAGUCCCAAUUUUCUUUCGAGACAUUUGCAUAAAAUUGGCGUUUGCGACCCUUGGCUCAGGGAUCUUUUUACUUGCGUUUUGCGUUUUUUCUAAGGGCGAUCAGAGAAAAAGUUGAUGGUCGUAGCCAGCUAUGGCGUCUUGUGUAACUAGCUAAGAUCGGAAGAUCACGAUUGAAUGAUCUCUAGGGAGUCAUAUUGAAGAGCUUAAAGAGGGAAGAUAGAACCCUCGGGUUUUGAACCCCGUUCAUACCCCCAUAGACCGCGAAUAGACGAGUCUCGCUUUGCAGCAU